This is a messenger RNA of Heterotrigona itama, 1321 nucleotides long. NCBI's taxonomy places the organism in Eukaryota, Metazoa, Arthropoda, Insecta, Hymenoptera, Apidae. The record is from the annotation of a GenBank genome assembly.
AUGGUAGAGAGUACCUAUGCGAGUGAUUCGCCCAGAUCGCGUUCUCCGAUGACGGAGCCGUCGAGCCCUCUUCAAGAUGGUCCCGGAAUAUCCGGCUACGGUCACCGAUAUCUCUACAACUAUUCGCCGGAAAGCCUGCAGCACAAGCUGAAGAACGACGAGCAGAACAAUGUGACCGUAAGGCGACACGACAUCGAUGGACGCGACAGAACGUUCUCCAGGAGUCCAGUGAGUUCCGACGAGAUGCGAUUCAGACCACGCGAGGUCUCCAAGCCGAGUUCCUCGGCCACCAUGUCCUCACCCACGUCCGCCUUCACGAUCGAGAAUAUCUUAGCGCCUAGACCUAUCGGGAACAUGACACCGACCAACACCAGCGGCCUCGGGUCCAUCAUUCAAAACCCGGAAGCCGUAGGAUCGCCGUCGAGGGCCAUCCAUCCUCUUCAGCAACAGAUCCACCAUCUCGCGUUCACGUCCGCUGAUUUGUUCGCCGCAGCGUAUCCUAGUUUAUACUCCGGCGGCUACGUGGCAGCAAUGGCAGCCGCCGGCGUUUCGCUUCAUGGUCAACCGGCCUUCUAUCACGCGGCUCAUCCCUAUCAAAUAAAUCCGAGCGCAGCGGCGGUUGGACCGAUGGCGAAGAGGAAGCGCCGCCAUAGGACGAUAUUCACGGAGGAACAGCUGGAACAACUGGAAGCCACUUUCGACAAGACACAUUAUCCGGACGUGAUACUGAGAGAACAACUCGCGCUUCAGGUCGAUCUCAAGGAAGAACGAAUCGAGGUGUGGUUCAAGAACCGACGUGCCAAGUGGCGUAAACAGAAACGGGAAGAGCAGGAACGUAUGCGGAAACUUCAACUGGAACAACGUCAGCGCGCCGACGACAACGUUCCAACGCCUACGGUCAAAGUGGCCGAACAUUUGACGCUGGCCAGGCAGCAACAGCAACAGCAACAACACGAACAAGACACCGACAGCUCGGACCUGGAAGUGGCGUGUUGCAGAGGACAGAAAUGAAACGAAAAUGAACGAUCAUGCUUCACCCUUGCAGCAUAACUUAUCGAUAAGUCGUGCGGUUUCCGCUCUCUUGUGCUUCCACUUUUUCAUCUGUUUUUUCUUCUCCUCGUCGUACGGGCACUCGACUUUAGUCACUCUUUUAGCUCUAUCUUUCUUCUCGGCUCUUGUGACGUGGAACGCGGAGGGACCUACAUCGACGACCUUCAAUAUUUCGAUAGGGUUCAGAGCAAACUGGCUGCAUUCCGGCGAGCCAAUAGUCAAUACCAGGACCGUGAUGAACUUCAAGAAAUACGUGGCUCUUAACAGAUAA